AGCCGUCUCUCUCAAAUUCAUUAUUCAUUCAUCUUUUUGCCCCCCAAUAUCCUCUAAUUUCUACACGUAGAAUAUACGCUGAGAGUCUCCCAUCUGUCAAUCUUUCGUCUGCUGAUCUUCAGGCAUCAAGAAGAUGCAAAUAAGUUGCAAAAGUAGAUACAAAAGUAGCUAGCUCCAGGGGAAUCUACGGAGGAAAUAUUGACCCAACUAUACAAGCACAUGAGACAUCCAGCUGUGAGGGAAUGUGAAGGAGUUGAUAGACCAUCAAACCAUCUACUAUUCCUUUCCCUCCAAAUACUCCAAAAAAUUGCUGCAGGUAUCAUCUUCCAGGUUCGGUUGAUGGUGCUGUCAACUUUCCAGCAGCCUCAACUCUCAAAAGCUUCUUCGAUGCCAUAUGGCAUGACCCCAACUGAGUUCAAAAAGAGAGUAAAACAUGUUCUACUGCUCUGCUGCAAUAGUGCAGUGCAAAAAAGAUGUCUAUGGCUUUCUGCUUCUUUAUUACAAGUAGCAUCUAUUCACACUCUGAAAUUUCCUUCUAGAGAGCUGAGAGGUUGUCUUGAGUUAGGCAUGCUUCGUAGAGUGGAACCUUUCUGAUUGAAGCCACAUUUUUUCAAACUUAAAAGUAUGAAGGGCUGACAUUCCAAUCUCAACUAUCAAGUAGAAUAGGCUUGUGAGGGCUAAUUGUUUUACAACUUUGAAUGAGUCGUUCCACUCUUUAGAAAUGAGAAAUCUAUCAAUUCUCGAUACUUGCACAAUAUGGAAAUGAGAAAUCUAUCAAUUCUCGAUCCUUUUGAACUUGUAUAACUAAUUAACAUUUAUAAAACUAUGAUAAUCAUGUUUAUCUGGUAACGUGUUCACUUUCAAAACAGAAAACUAUGAUAACUAGCAUAUUAUCUGCAUUUUGAUCUGUGUUAAUAUAUAUGGAUGUCUCCUUAUUAAAGUCACUCAGAAUAUCGCAAGCAUGCCCUCAAUUGGUAACACUGCUUAGUGAUUGUUGAGUGCUGGUAACUUUACUUCUAUGUCUUUCUUUCUCUUGUAAUGGGCUUGGCUGAUAAAUCUAUUAAUUCUUCUUGUUUGUUAGCUUUCUGACUGGAUAAAUUACUUUUGCAGGAGAUUGUGAAUACCUACUACAAAACUGUUGAUUUACUACGGUUGCUCAUUUUGUCAUAGAACUAAACCAACUCAAGGAUAUCAAGAAACUUAAAAAGCAAAGUGAUAAAGGAAAUACUUCGCUUUGCGGUCUUUAACGUGGAUUAGACCCUAAACCUUUGUCUUCAUCACUUUUUAAGAUAUAAACAGGGAGAUUGUGCACCCCGUACAGAAAAUAAUGGCUUCGUUUGGGUCUCUUAAGCAGGCUAUCUUUGAUAGACAAACAAGAAAACAGCAAUACCAAGAUCACAUACGAGGCCUGAAUGCUUAUGAUCGCCACAAGAAAUUCCUCAAUGAUUAUGUUGGAUUUUAUGGAAGAGAGAGAUCCACACAAGAAAAGUUGCCUGUUAAAACAGAUCAGGAUACUCUUAAAGAAGGAUACCGAUUCAUACGAACUGAGGAAGAUGAUAUGAAUCCAUCUUGGGAGCAAAGGCUGGUGAAGCGCUACUAUGACAAGCUUUUCAAAGAAUAUUGUAUAGCUGAUAUGACACACUAUAAGAGUGGGAAGAUUGGUCUGAGAUGGAGGACCGAAAAGGAAGUGACAUCUGGGAAAGGGCAUUUUGUCUGUGGUAACAAACACUGCAAUGAGAGAGAUGGUCUAGCAAGCUACGAGGUGAAUUUUUCAUAUGUUGAAGCAGAAGAAAACAAACAGGCCCUGGUGAAAUUGGUAGCCUGUGAGAGAUGUGCAGAAAAGCUUCUUUAUAAAAAGAGGAAAGAGAAGGAUCAAUCUAGAGAAAACCUGAAAGAUAAGCAACGAAGGAAAAGGGAAAGAUCUGUAAGUAGUGAUGAGGAUGAUAAUUACGAACGAAGGAAAAGGGAAAAAUGUGUAAGUGAUGUUGAAAAUAAGGAAGAUAAUUACGAACGAAGGAAAGGCAGGAAUGGACGGUCAAAGGCUCCAACUUCAUCUGAUAAUCCGGUUAAUGAAGACAAUGAAAAUAUGGAUGAGUAUCUGGAGGGAAUGUUUCCUUGACAGGAGGAUACUGAUGUUUUUGUAGAGAUCUCAGGUUUUCAUUAAAUUAGUUUAGAUUGCAGCUAGGUAUUUUUGUUUGGACAAUGGAGAGGAAUUUUGGUAGGAAAUACGCAAGCAAGUUCAUAUUUUUGAAAGGCUAGACUGGUUAAAGAAAAACAUGAAGGAACCUGGAAAAGCUGGAAGUGGGGAGCUCAAGUAUUCUAUUUGGUUGUCUCAUCCACGCAAAAGCAAGAAGUGUAGCAAGUGAUAUUUCUAAUUAGUUUUCGACAGCUUUUGCUAAUAAGUAGCUCCUCUGAAUGUAAAUAUAUGAUCCUUGCACGCUUUUGUUCGUUAUGAAUUUUACUCCAUUGAACUAACAGGUGUCUCAUCCUUCAAUGUUGUACAUCGAUUUAACGUGCAAGUGUGUCGCUUUCUCUGUGA
This is a messenger RNA of Solanum dulcamara, 2539 nucleotides long. RefSeq lists its product as uncharacterized. Gene Ontology annotation, molecular function: phosphatase activity. The transcript has 2 exons. The record is from RefSeq and is a predicted model, not a curated record. Gene Ontology annotation, biological process: dephosphorylation. The coding region runs from base 1328 to 2119 and encodes 263 amino acids. NCBI's taxonomy places the organism in Eukaryota, Viridiplantae, Streptophyta, Magnoliopsida, Solanales, Solanaceae.